AUGUGCAGAGACUACGCAGCUGCAUUGUCCAGAAUCAGCUCUCAUGAUGCCUUGGUUCAGAUCAACCGAGCUUCAUCCGCUGGAAGUCCCAUGCCGAUACUGGAAAGAUACGCUGGUUGUUGUGCACCCCACGGAGCACGCAACAUGACGAGUUUGUCCCAAAUUGUCCAAACGAUUAAGCUGAAGGAUGUGUUGACGGGGCUUGGUUUAGGCGUCUUCUCAGGACACUUGUCGCCAUAG
Molecule: messenger RNA, 240 nt
Organism: Plasmopara halstedii
Lineage: Eukaryota; Oomycota; Peronosporomycetes; Peronosporales; Peronosporaceae
Exons: 2
Coding region: 1-240 (79 amino acids)
Source: RefSeq, a predicted model, not a curated record